This is a messenger RNA of Dinoponera quadriceps, 1939 nucleotides long. Its product is annotated as glycosylated lysosomal membrane protein-like. Gene Ontology annotation, cellular component: lysosome. The record is from RefSeq and is a predicted model, not a curated record. Bases 107 to 1339 code for a protein of 410 amino acids. The transcript is spliced from 6 exons. Lineage: Eukaryota; Metazoa; Arthropoda; Insecta; Hymenoptera; Formicidae.
AGCGUGCACCAGUAGUCACCACGGAGUAGCGUCACGACGUUCACGGCGAGGCGAGGGUCGACGCAGUGUUUCGCACGUCGUUGUCGUCGAACGCGCGACGUCAGGCAUGGCCAGCGCCUUGACGUUCUGUCUGUUGCUCGUCGCACUGGCGAACCCGGGUUGCUCCACACGUCGCACACUACGAUCGUGGAUGAAUCCGGGCUGCGACGAGCACUGUCAGCGACGGAACGUGACGACACUCUACCUGAGAGCCGAUGGCGCGAACGACACGUUGCAUUACUUGUGGGACUUCACCGUCGGCAGACCGUCCGUGCUGCUGGCGCUCACGCCGGCUUCCGCCUGGCUCAACAUCAGCUGGCCGGAUUAUCUCGACAGGCGGGAGUACUCGGUCUUCUUCUCGGAGCCGCCCGUUUAUACCUUCGGGGUGAUAGUGAAUAAGAUUAUCGAAUUCAACGACGUAAAUGACACGGCACUGAUCGACACUGCCGACGUCGCUAGUACGAACGUUUUGUAUCCCGAGUAUUUCGACUGGCGGCUCGCGUCCUUAUCGAAAAACGACGAGUUUGUCUACCUGGAUAUGGAGGGUAACUCUUAUCACGAUACAGCUAAGAAUAUCAGCAGAUACGGGAGUAUAAAGCUUUCGCUGCGAGGAUUUUGCACUUUCGACCACGCGGACAUGGUGCCGCACAUGUUGCACACGGAGAACUCAACGCAGGUGGACAUCGUUCUCGACGGUGUACAGACUAAUGAGACGUUCUCCAAGAGCAGGUUCGCGAUCGAAUUGCUCGUGGUCGGCAACGGUGAUCCGGAGAUACCGAUGUUCGUCGACCCGAAGAAGAGUCUGGACGAUGAGCACACACCGGGUAUAUUUGAGGUAGUCGAGGUCAGAAUACCGCCCCACAAAGGCUUGGACAGCGCGCUGAAUACCGGAGCGUACUUACAAUGGCGCCCGGUAUCGUACACGAGCGCGUUGCGCGAGGUGACCAGUUCCACCGAGACAAUGCAGUAUCCUCCGAGGAAGGUGUCGAAUCGCGCCAACGCCAUUGAUCGUUCGAUGCUCCACUGUUACUACGGAAGAGACACGGGCACGCUACUUUUGCAGAAAGUAACGGUCUCCUUGGGCUCGAGAGGAGACGGCUUCUAUAAGAAGACGAAUUAUCUGACAUGGACGUUCAUCAUCGGAUACGGCACGCCACCCGAGGAGAAAUUCUCUAAUCUGGUGAUUAUGAUAAUCUCAAUCGGCCUCGGCCUCCCUUUGCUCAUCAUGGUCAUCGCCGGCCUGUACCUUUGCAUUCGCCGAAUGCCGAAGCGACAAGGCGACGUCUACCUAAGUCAAUGAAAGUGAUCGCCUCGCAAGGCGACCCUGGAGUCGCCGGUCGUCAGCCUCGCGCAGCUCGUCGCCGGCUGACGAUGUCCGCGCGCGAGCCGCGCGCGCCCGAACCAUGUGGUUUCUUCGUGUGUCGCGUGUACAUUUAGGUACACACAGGCCACCAUCUACCACCAUUUGUUCUACACAAAGAGAUAUUCCUAUAUUUAUGUACGACACGUAUAUUUUUACACGAACAGUUAGCUCGGAUCUGAUCUACCAGUGUGUGAUAUUAAAGCGCGAACGAGAUGUUAGUGCCGUUUUCUCCGGCGAGCGUGCUCGGCGCGCGAUCGUCCACGGUUCCUCGUCCCAUCGUACUAGAUUUAGGAACAUAACACACGCACCACGAGAGGAAGGUUCACGUGUGUGUUUGGUUGCAUUUUCGCGCACGAACGAGGAAUCGCGCGCUCGAUUAUGCUCAGCCCUGGGUACGCUCGUCGGAGGGACGGGGGGCGGGCCGCAGAGCGCGCGCGAUUUGAUUGUACAAUGAAAAGAAAUUGAAUCGCUCUAAGGCGAUUUGUGAUCGAACGACACGUGCACGAUUGAUGAAAUAUAUCUUAUUACAAAUUGUAA